This is a messenger RNA of Salpingoeca rosetta, 694 nucleotides long. RefSeq lists its product as uncharacterized. The transcript has 4 exons. The record is from RefSeq and is a predicted model, not a curated record. Lineage: Eukaryota; Choanoflagellata; Craspedida; Salpingoecidae. Gene Ontology annotation, biological process: mitochondrial electron transport, succinate to ubiquinone; mitochondrial respiratory chain complex II assembly; protein-FAD linkage. Gene Ontology annotation, cellular component: mitochondrion. Bases 43 to 678 code for a protein of 211 amino acids.
CAGUGCGCAAGCGAGCAGCAACGUUGAGCAGCCACGACGACGAUGAUGAUGAUGAUGGGUGUGAGAGGUGCAGGUGUUGUGCUGAGAGCACCAGGUGCGGUUGCAGCGGCGACGCUGGCUGGACGACUGGCGCGUCGAAGCACAGCGAGGACCCUCGCAACUGUGCAGAGCAUGUGUGGUGUGCAGAGCGCUGUUGCUGGCACUGGUGCUCGGGUGUGGUGGACGCCGCCGGCAGGGGCGGUGCGUGCUGGCGCAAGCCUGCGCUUGCUGCACGUGGCCACGCCUACGGCGACAGCCAAGGACGGGGAGCAAGGCCAAGCAGAGCCCAUUGUCAUCACACCAUCAAAGCAAGACCGUUCCAACGAAACCACGGACCACAAGCGCGCACGUCUCCUCUACCAAAGCAGGAAGCGCGGCAUCAAGGAGAUGGACCUCAUCCUUGCUACGUAUGCGGAUCAGUACUUGGACACCAUGACCGAGCAGCAGCUUGAGGAGUACGACUCCAUCCUGAAUGACCACGAUAACGAAUGGGACAUGUUCAAGUGGCUCACGGGCAAGGAGGAACUGCCGGAGUACCUGCAAGGGUCGGGGGUGAUGCAACACUUGAUGGAGUUCACCAAGAAUCCAAACAAAGAGCAGCGUGCACACAUGCCUCCCCUGCGCCCAAAGCAGCAAUAAACAAGGCCACCAGCGA